Molecule: messenger RNA, 1776 nt
Organism: Procambarus clarkii (red swamp crayfish)
Lineage: Eukaryota; Metazoa; Arthropoda; Malacostraca; Decapoda; Cambaridae
Source: RefSeq, a predicted model, not a curated record
AUGGUAGUUCGGUGCGCAACCAAGAAUUUCGUCAAGCAGAUCGUAGAGGACGCCGAUGAUAGCGACCCGUGGGAAUAUCACCCGGGGCGUGGGAGAGUGGCGAGGCAGCGUGGGAAUAUCAUCCAGGGCGUGGGAGAGUGGCGAGGCAGCGUGGGAAUAUCACCCGGGGCGUGGGAGUGUGGCGAGACAGCGUGGGAAUAUUACCCGGGGCGUGGGAGUGUGGCGAGACAGCGUGGGAAUAUCACCCGGGGCGUGGGAAUAUCCCCCGGGGUGUGGGAGUGUGGCGAGGCAGCGUGGGAAUAUCACCUGAGGCGUGGGAGUGUGGCGAGGCAGCGUGGGAAUAUCACCCGGGGCGUGGGAGUGUGGCGAGGCAGCGUGGGAAUAUCACCCGGGGCGUGGGAGUGUGGCGAGGCAGCGUGGGAAUAUCACCCGGGGCGUGGGAGAGUGGCGAGGCAGCGUGGGAAUAUCACCCGGGGCGUGGGAGAGUGGCGAGGCAGCGUGGGAAUAUCACCCGGGGCGUGGGAGAGUGGCGAGGCAGCGUGGGAAUAUCACCCGGGGCGUGGGAGAGUGGCGAGGCAGCGUGGGAAUAUCACCCGGGGCGUGGGAGAGUGGCGAGGCAGCGUGGGAAUAUCACCCGGGGCGUGGGAGAGUGGCGAGGCAGCGUGGGAAUAUCACCCGGGGAGUGGGAGAGUGGCGAGGCAGCGUGGGAAUAUCACCCGGGGCGUGGGAGAGUGCGGAGGCAGCGUGGGAAUAUCCCCCGGGGCGUGGGAGAGUGGCGAGGCAGCGUGGGAAUAUCACCCGGGGCGUGGGAGAGUGGCGAGGCAGCGUAGGAAUAUCACCCGGGGCGUGGGAGAGUGGCGAGGCAGCGUGGGAAUAUCACCCGGGGCGUGGGAGAGUGGCGAGGCAGCGUGGGAAUAUCCCCUGGGGCGUGGGAGAGUGGCGAGGCAGCGUGGGAAUAUCACCCGGGGCGUGGGAGAGUGGCGAGGCAGCGUGGGAAUAUCACCCGGGGCGGGGGAGAGUGGCGAGGCAGCGUGGGAAUAUCACCCGGGGCGUGGGAGAGUGGCGAGGCAGCGUGGGAAUAUUCCCUGGGGCGUGGGAGAGUGGCGAGGCAGCAUGGGAAUAUCCCCCGGGGCGUGGGAGAGUGGCGAGGCACCGUGGGAAUAUCCCCCGGGGCGUGGGAGAGUGGCGAGGCACCGUGGGAAUAUCCCCCGGGGCGUGGGAGAGUGGCGAGGCAGCGUGGGAAUAUCCCCCGGGGCGUGGGAGAGUGGCGAGGCAGCGUGGGAAUAUCCCCCGGGGCGUGGGAAUAUCCCCCGGGGCGUGGGAGAGUGGAGAGGCAGCGUGGGAAUAUCCCCCGGGGCGUGGGAAUAUCCCCCGGGGCGUGGGAAUAUCCCCCGGGGCGUGGGAAUAUCCCCCGGGGCGUGGGAGAGUGGAGAGGCAGCGUGGGAAUAUCCCCCGGGGCGUGGGAGAGUGGCGAGGCAGCGUGGGAAUAUCCCCCGGGGCGUGGGAGAGUGGCGAGGCAGCGUGGGAAUAUCCCCCGGGGCGUGGGAGAGUGGCGAGGCAGCGUGGGAAUAUCCCCCGGGGCGUGGGAGACUGGCGAGGCAGCGUGGGAAUAUCACCCGGGGCGUGGGAGAGUGGCGAGGCAGCGUGGGAAUAUCACCCGGGGCGUGGGAGAGUGGCGAGGCAGCGUGGGAAUAUCACCCGGGGCGUGGGAGAGUGGCGAGGCAGCGUGGGAAUAUCACCCGGGGCGUGGGAGUGCUCUACUACUACAGCUGCUAA